AUGUCGACAAUGAACAAUCUUUCACCCUGGAAAGGCGUACUUUCGGGGACCGGUGCCGCCAUUCUCGCAAAUGUUCUGGUCUAUCCACUCGAUAUUGUUAAGACACGACUGCAGAUUCAAGUUCAAAAACGCGACAGAAACAGAGACGGAAAGAAUGACUGUGGAUCAGAACUUGAAAAUGGCCCUCAAUACAACAAUGCUAUGGACGCAGUGUUUAAGAUAAUUCGGGAAGAUGGCUUCCCAGGAUUGUAUAGUGGACUUGGCAGUUCUCUCCUUGGCACUGCAUCUAUGAAUUUUGCAUAUUUCUAUUGGUCAGCAACUGCAAGGAUUCUCUAUGGGGCGAUGCUUAAGGCUCAUGGUUGCGCGGAUGCAAACAGUAUUGUGAAAGAGCUGGGUCUCGGGGCUGCAGGUGGUGCCAUGGCCCAGCUCUGCACGACUCCUAUCUCGGUUAUUUCAACUCGACAGCAGAUGGGCACAAAGUUCACCGGUAAAGAGUCGAUCUGGAAAUCCACGAAAGCGAUCCUGGAAAGUGAUGAUGGAUGGGCUGGCCUAUGGACUGGGCUGAAGGUGAACUUGAUUUUGGUCAUCAACCCUAUGAUCACAUACGGUGUUUAUCAAUGGCUCCGGAAUAUCUUGGUCAAUGUGAGAAAAGAGCUUGGCUCUUUCGAUGCAUUUGUGCUUGGCGCUCUAUCGAAGAUAAUAGCAACGAUUGUGACCCAUCCACUGAUCGUAGCCAAGACUAUGCUGCAAUCAAAAUCAGUGACAUGUCGAGGGGGUAAGCCUUUUAAGGGGUUCACAGAAGUCCUCAUAUUCAUCCUCCAAAAUGAAGGUUUCUUAAGACUCUACAAGGGUCUUCUCCCGCAAAUUACUAAGGGCUUUUUGGUUCAGGGAUUGAUGAUGCUAUUCAAAGAAAGGUAUGUCUUCUCUCGAAGUGGUUUUCGAUCCAUAUUUUAA
Penicillium manginii is the source of this 954-nucleotide messenger RNA. RefSeq lists its product as uncharacterized. Lineage: Eukaryota; Fungi; Ascomycota; Eurotiomycetes; Eurotiales; Aspergillaceae. The transcript is spliced from 3 exons. The record is from RefSeq and is a predicted model, not a curated record. The coding region runs from base 1 to 954 and encodes 317 amino acids. Gene Ontology annotation, biological process: transmembrane transport.